AUGUCUUACUUACUACAUUGGUCGAUUACAUUUCUCAUUACAAUGUCCAGCGGGUUCGUUUCGAGCGGUGAACUGGAAGAAGAGAAGAAGAGACGCCAAGAAGAAUGGGAACGGGUGAGGAAGCCGGACGAUCCAGCAUUGGCUCCGGAGCCGGAGAUUUGUCACAAGUCAUUGUUCGAGCAACUAAGAGACAACAAAGAGGCUAAACAAGCUGAGAUCGAUGAAGCUAAGAAAUUCAAAAACAUGAUACGUGGAAUUGAUGAGGACGAGAGUGACUUUUUGGCUCGUGUUAGUCAAAUGAAAUCAGAAGAGUUACGGAGAGCAAAGAAGGAAGAAGAAGAUGCUAUCAGAGAGGCAGCCAUUGUUCGAAGUCAGCAGAAUCUGGUGGAGCCUCCCACUGUAUCACAGCUUAAAGUUGCACCUCCUGAGAACCGACCGCAAAGGUCGAAGCAAGCUGCGAUAUUAUCCACUGCCAUAAAGCGCAAAUCAACAAGUAGCAAUGGAGAAAGCACGGCCGAAAAAAUGCCUCGCCAAACAGACGAAUCGAGCAAUAAUCAAAAAAAUGCUCAAUUUCCUUCACAACCUGCCGUUUCGGCAAUGAAAGUUGUCGGAAGCAUACCGGGUAUUGGUAGUUAUGACGCUUCCAGUGAUAGCGCUUCUUCUGAUAGCGAAGAUGAAGAGGACCCUUACAUUCCCGUUUUACAGACGACGCGACCGCAGAAGAAAAGUUCAUGUGAAGAAUAA
Messenger RNA from Necator americanus (New World hookworm), 744 nucleotides. RefSeq lists its product as uncharacterized. The record is from RefSeq and is a predicted model, not a curated record. The transcript is spliced from 7 exons. NCBI's taxonomy places the organism in Eukaryota, Metazoa, Nematoda, Chromadorea, Rhabditida, Ancylostomatidae. The coding region runs from base 1 to 744 and encodes 247 amino acids. Gene Ontology annotation, cellular component: nucleus.